GCCAGGCUCAUUCAAACAACGACGAACGAAGGCAACGGACGGCAUACGGCAAACGGAUCGGACUUGCGCAUCCCACAACCAUCCAUAUCCUUCCAUAUGUAUCUGUUUCCCCAUUGAAGACCAAGUUUUCCCCCACUGCAAUCUGAAAAAAAACUGCAACAUUUGACAUUUUUACCAACCAGUGACACUGCAACGACAUCUUCUGCAACGCUAGACAUUAAAAGGAGAGUGAAAAAGUUCCAUUAAGUGUCGAGAAUUGUGCAAAAAACGUUGGACGCCCACGCGUCGCUAAAGUUGUGCGGUUACGGUACGGCGUACGGUGUAUUGGUAUACGGUAGUACCUUGUCGUCGUUCAGUGCAGCUCAGCUCGGACUCGGGAGCAACCACUAGCAGCUGGCAGAAAUUUUCCCGUUUUAUUCGUACGAGUGUUUGUGUUGAAAAUCAAUAAACUCUGUCGUCGUCGUUGUGUAGGCUGCUCUGCUCUCUGCUGUGCUCUAUUGAAAGGGCAAACCCGUCAACGUCAACCCGUCAGUAGCAGCCACCGUUAACCGGCCAUAUGGCAACUGUGCAUUGUUAGGAAAUUGUCAUAGAAUCGCAAUAAAGGAGGGGAUCAGAACUCAGCACUCAGCAAUCAGCAAUCGAGAGGCACCUGAGGACCUAGAAAUUAUAGAAAGUGCCCGGGGAGCGUUGCAAUAUGGCGUCCAGAUUGGAAAUAAGCGUUAGCAUGGCACUGCUUGCAACUGUGCUGUGCAGCAUAGUGGGUCAUUGCGAAAUGUCCGUAUACCCAGGACUACGUCGCCGACCCAUACAGGCGCCCGUUAUGGAUCCGCAGAACGAGCAGGAAUACGCUUUCCUGGCCCAGAUGAUGGAGCAGUACGCCCGCCGUCGCCUUCAGCAUCAAUUUGACCAGCAGCUGCACGAGAUCAACAUGAAGCUGGAACGCCAGCGGCAGCUGCUCGAGAUGGAGCGGUACCGCCAGCGACAGCAGGAGCUGCAGGUGGAGCGCGAGACGGAGGACGACUAUGACGGCGGUCUCAACAAUCUGAACAACCAGCAGUACGACCAGUACGACAACGUGGAGGCGGAGCCCAGCUACGGCAGUCCCAUCAGCAAUUUGCCCGAUGUCCACUCGCCGGUGUAUCUGCCAAGUCUUCCCAAUCUGCCGAUUCUGCCCAGCCGCCACGGUCUUCCCAAUUUGGGUCGCAACAGUGUCCCACGCGAGAAGAUUCCCUUCGCCGUGGGCCCCAACGAUGCCCGCUUUUUCGACAACCCGAGCGAUCCGUCGGGUGAGAUGGACUCGCGUGCCCUGGAGGACUACGAGGAGUAUGCUCCGAUUCAGCCCACACCCGAGGUGGCGACGGCCACCAUCAAGACCAUGAUCGACACGCCAGUUCCUGCACCUGUGCCCGUGGAGCCGCCCAAGCUGCUGGAUGCCGCCAAUGCCAACUUCCAUCGCAUCAAUCCCAACUCAGCGGCCGCCGCAGCUGUGGCGGGAGUCAGUAUUCCGCAGGGUAAGGACCAAACACCCCACAAGCUGAACGCUCUGAUCACCAAGCUGCAAAAGCAGAGCAAGUCCCCGCAUGUGACCCUGGUCAAUGGAGGGGGCGACGCCAACUCCGAGCAGAUUGUGCUCCGCCAGCACAUGGGAAUGAGCAGCGAGAUGGGUGUCUACAUUGUGGCCCUAAUAGCCGGUAUGAGCGCUGCUGUGACUGUGGGACUUCUAGCCCUAGGAGUGACCUGGGUGCACAAUCGCAGCAAAGCCGCAGCGGAUGUGGACUAUCCGGCGUAUGGUGUGACCGGACCCAACAAGGACGUCUCGCCCUCCGGCGACCGCAAGCUGGCCCAGAGCGCCCAGAUGUACCAUUACCAGCACCAGAAGCAGCAGAUCAUCGCCAUGGAGAACUGUCAGGCCACCGAUGGCAGCUGUGGAAUGUCCGACGUGGAGAGCGAUGACGACAACGAGGAGGGCGACUACACGGUCUACGAGUGUCCCGGCUUGGCGCCCACCGGCGAGAUGGAGGUUAAGAAUCCACUCUUCCUGGACGAGACGCCGGCCACCCCGGCCAACAAUCUCUCCUCGGCGGCUGCUACCAACAACAACAUCACCCAGGCCACACCCCAGCAGCCGCCCACCGUGAAGAAGGGCACGGUCAAGCCGAACAUGAAUCUGUUGAAUGCCGCCGCCACCGCUGCCGCUGCCGCUGCUGCUGCAGCCGCUGCUGGUGAGGAGUCGAAGCAGAAGCGCAAGAGCAAGAAGUAAGCUAGAAGAUUGAACUUUUACCCCCCCCCCCCUCCCCUUGGAAAUGCCCGCAGGUCGUGGCAACUGGUAAAGUUUGACUGAUCCAUUGUCAGCCAAAAGGACACACCAUACUUUACACACGCCGCACACCAACAGAAACGCAGACCAGACUAGUUAUAUAAUCCAUGGAAUCUAAUUCCCCCGGCUGCAGCUCGCUCGCUCGAGUGCAAGGAAGCGUAGCGUACACAUAACAAUCCAGAUGGCAAACACAGAUACUCCUACACACACACACACCAGAUGCCACACGGCAACUGUCUCGUCUGUUAUCUUCCCUAUGAAUAAGCACACAUAUGUAAGUCCUAUUACAUGUGGCAUUGUAUUGUAUCGUAAUCGUAAUCGCAUCGCUAUGGUAUAAGACAAGCCUCCGCAGCGCAUCUAUCUGUCAAGCCCCCCAUUGCAAAUCCAAAACCCCCAAAACCCCAACCCCAACCCCAACUCGAAUCCAGCUGUCAGUUGCACAGUGGGAAACCAGGUUAUGGCAUGGCAUGGCAUUGGCGGCAUUGCUGUGUCUGUGUCUGUGCCCAUUCAACUGCAACUGAUUUCCUGUCUUUACAAUCCAAGAGGUGUACUUAUUUAUGUCAUGGGACAAAUACCCACACAUAUAUGUAUAUUAUAUAUUGUAUAUCAAACUCUUUUUUGGUGUCUGCAACUGGAAUCAAUUUAUAUGGGAAGCAUACUUUAAAAUGGGGCAAAGGGCCACAGGGCCAACCCACAGGGCAAGCAACCAACUAAAUGCUAACUAACAUAUUAUAUAUUAUUAUAUACAUACACACACACACACACACACAUAUUGAUAUACACAUAGAUAUAUAUAUAGAUAUAUAUAUAUUCAUGUAAUUAUUGUAACAUAUAUACAUACAUAUUAACCGGGAGCGGAAGCGGAACCGGAACCGGAUCUCCCCCCUCUUUUACUACGUAACUAUCUUUUUUUAUUUUUACUACGCUUUGUGAUCGAAUCCUAAAUUAUCUGUGUCAAUUUAGAAAUACAAUUCUGGUAACCAAAUCCAACACCUAUACAACACAUACACACAUAUUAUCUACUAUUAGAUUGGAGAAGAGAUAUGUACUAUGUUUUGAGGGAGCGGAACGGAGCGGAGAUGAUGUUUAUUUAGCGGAGAAGAGAAUUAUUUACAAGUAAAACUUAACAAUAAUUUCCCUGCACAUUCAUGUAAAGUAAAUGAAAAACGACUGAUAACACACAAAAGAUAACACGCGUCUAUUGUACAAAAAUGAAAAUGAAACGAAAAAAGAAAUGAAAUGAAAUGAAAUGAAGGAGCGUUUAAGAGAGAUACGAGUACAAUUUAUUUACUGUCUAGCGAGAGAUUAGCAGAGAAAACUAUCAGCGGAAACAAAUCUCCACAAACAAACAAACAAACAAAAAACCCAAAGAGAAACAAUUAUAAGAAACUGUAGCUAAACAUUUACUAUUACUAAAACAUAUUCCCAACUGCUGUAAAUAAAACAUACAUGAAGCGUUUAGAAGAAGGUAGACAGAGAGCUAGCUAAAGCUGGGAAACCAUUGCGGCCGAAACAAUACACUGAAGACAGAACAGAAUUGAAGAACUUACGAGUUGAAAAACAAACCAAAACAAAAACAAAAUCAGAGCCCUAAAUGAUUAAUUUGACUAUUUAUUGAUUACUAGAACAUGCAAAGCAUCUGGUGGAGUGGAGGCAUUGGAAAUUGAAUUUGAAAUUUAAAUCGAAUCUGACUUGGCAACAAUAAACAUGCAAGCAGCAUAUGUACGUUGAGCGUAAUGUUGAGUUUGAAAUAUAUAUUUUAUGGUGUUUGGCUAGAGACACGACAAAAUAAUCUGAUGCAAAUUAAAAUUGAUACCAAAAAAUGUAACAAAAAAAAGUAAAAGUAAAAGUAAAAGUAAAAGCGACACAGAGCCCUACUUAUAUUGUGAAUAAAAAGUAUAAUUUAAUUUAUUUAUGUAUGAUAACCGUAAUAACACAAAUUAUACAAUAUGCAUACAAAAUAAACUAAAC
Messenger RNA from Drosophila obscura, 4288 nucleotides. RefSeq lists its product as uncharacterized. Gene Ontology annotation, cellular component: membrane. The coding region runs from base 695 to 2260 and encodes 521 amino acids. Lineage: Eukaryota; Metazoa; Arthropoda; Insecta; Diptera; Drosophilidae. The record is from RefSeq and is a predicted model, not a curated record. The transcript is spliced from 3 exons.